Molecule: messenger RNA, 1281 nt
Organism: Vicia villosa (hairy vetch)
Lineage: Eukaryota; Viridiplantae; Streptophyta; Magnoliopsida; Fabales; Fabaceae
Product: protein MAIN-LIKE 2-like
Exons: 5
Coding region: 1-1281 (426 amino acids)
Biological process (GO): meristem development; meristem maintenance
Source: RefSeq, a predicted model, not a curated record
AUGCGUACACUAGGAUCAAACGGGAGGCCUACUAGCCGACGACGAUGCACCGUAGAUGAAGCUGGUCCUUCUGUACAAGUUCCAGAGCCACCACAGCCAGCUCCAGAGCCACCACAGCCAGCUAGGUAUCAUGGAGGACCUUCAGAUCUGUCAUUACUUAUUCGAUACGAGGACCAUGUUGCUCGCCGUCUAUGGUUCGGGGAGGUAAAAAGAGGUCCUAAAAAGGAGCUCAAAGUUGCAGGACAUGGGACGAAGCUGCAAGAUAGAGUUCAUCAUUUGCUCCCACCAGAGAUGGAGGAUUUGGUUUCUAGGUCAGGUCUGACUUCUCUCCAGAGAACUAGCCUGACAAAGAUAGAUGUUAAUCUUGUCUCAGCAUUUGUGGAGAGGUGCCAUAUAGAGACAUCGUCAUUUCACAUGCCAUUUGGUGAGAUGACGAUUACAUUGGAUGAUGUUGCUAGUCUGCUGCACUUUCCUAUUGGGGGUUUGUUCUGGUAUCCAGAGGAGCAUGUCACUGAGGAGAUGGCGGUUGAGCUUGGCAUCGAAUUUUUGGAGCAUCGAGCUGCUAGUAGCUGGGCAUUUGCAACCAGGACAUAUCUUAUGAUGUUGGUGGGUUCUACGAUUUUUGCUAACAAGAAGACUUUUACUCUUGUUGAGGCCCGAUAUUUGCUGUUGUUUAGAGACUUAAAGAGACUUAAUGCUUACAGUUGGGCAUCUGCUGCACUGUGUUGGAUUACUGAGUACUUUCCCACACUUGGAAGGAAAGGAGAGAAUUGGCGUCCAUCUGAAAAUCAUGGGAUUCCUCGGGCGAUGAGAUGGUCGUACAAGCAAGGAGCCAUGAAGGUGGAUGAGUUGAGUCCAGUUUUGGACCAGCUGACACCUACAGACGUCAUAUGGCGCCCAUCUGAGGAUCACAGACGUCACCUUCCUUUUGACGAGCUAUCUCUGUACAGAGGUUUUCAUUAUAUUCCGCCCCCACCUCUUGCUGGUAUGUUGAGCGUGGUAGAUGUGGUUAGAGACACCGCACCAGUUAGAUACCCCUAUGAGACGGUUGUAGGAUAUUUGCAGUGGUAUUACCGUGUGUCACAUCCUCAGUUGGUUCCACCCCCACCUCGUGCACGUAGAGAGGUUCCAGUUCCUGUCUUUGAUGCAAGACUCGCUGAUCAGGAUUGGGUUCGUGCUUCCACAUUGGUUCACUAUUAUCUCCGACAGGCGGAGGCAGCGGAGGAUGAUAUAGCAUAUGCUGAUUUGUUCGAGGUUUUACGCAUCGCUCGUCAGCAUUGA